AUGAAUCCGAAGAGAGUGGCUCAAUUGCCUGUACACAAUGAAGCUACACUUCCACCACAAGAAAUCAUCGAUCUUUUCAAGAUAAGUUUCUUGGAAGAGCUGUAUCCCAAAGAUCAAGACGAAGAAAAGUCUCCAUUGAGUGACAAAAUACAAGCAGUCAAAUCUGACCUUUAUAAUAGAGAUUAUAAUGCCGCUUUCAACAGCGAAGCUAAAAGAAUAGCAUAUUGUUGUCGUUGGUCACCUUCUAGGGCAACAGGUUAUGCUUCAGUGUUUGCACAUUUCCCUGAGCUCCUGAAGGUCAUCAGGUGCGAGAUAGAAGAUAAAGAUUCGAACGUGUUGUGCGUCGGAGGCGGUGCUGGUGGUGAGUUGGUUGCAUUAGCAAGCAUAUUCACUUUGUCGAGAGAUUUUUCAUCUAAAUUCGCUACUGCUUUGAAAAUAAACAACGAAGAAACUAUAAAACCUAGAAAGCUAAACAUACAAUUAGUGGACAUCGCUAACUGGUCCUCUGUUGUUGAAAAGCUAACAACUACAAUAAAAUCGAAAUGGUUAUAUGAUGAUCUAGCAGCAGAAUCAUUCAAUGUCAAUUACGUCCAUAAAGACUGUUUACAAAUGACAGAACCACACGAUCUCAAAAUGUACCAGGGGCUUGAUCUUAUAACUUUGCUUUUUACUACAAAUGAAUUAUUUACACAGAAGAAAGUUGAAAGUAUCAAAUUUCUACAACGAUUGAACGAGAACUGCACCCCUGGUUGCCAUCUUCUCAUUCUGGAAAGUGCAGGAAGCUAUUCUCACAUUUCAAUCAACAACAAGAAAUUUCCAAUCCAAUUUCUAAUCGACACUAUCUUAGUGGGCAAUAAAAAGGACAAAAGUUCGACGGGUCCAUGGUCAUUGGUGUCGGAAAGCGACAGUAUUUGGUACAGAAUAGAUUCAAAACUCGACUACUCCAUUCCGCUGGAAAACAUGCGUUUCUUCUACCGCCUUUACGUCAAGAAUUGA
Messenger RNA from Saccharomyces mikatae IFO 1815, 996 nucleotides. It is a transcript of the gene BMT6, whose product is annotated as 25S rRNA (uracil2843-N3)-methyltransferase. The record is from RefSeq and is a predicted model, not a curated record. The transcript has a single exon. Bases 1 to 996 code for a protein of 331 amino acids. Lineage: Eukaryota; Fungi; Ascomycota; Saccharomycetes; Saccharomycetales; Saccharomycetaceae.